This is a messenger RNA of Penicillium paradoxum, 1929 nucleotides long. Its product is annotated as DEAD/DEAH box helicase. Lineage: Eukaryota; Fungi; Ascomycota; Eurotiomycetes; Eurotiales; Aspergillaceae. Gene Ontology annotation, molecular function: hydrolase activity; DNA binding; ATP binding. Bases 1 to 1929 code for a protein of 642 amino acids. The record is from RefSeq and is a predicted model, not a curated record. The transcript is spliced from 2 exons.
AUGGAUAUCGUACGCUAUUUCUCGCGAUUGGGGUUAUCGAGGCGGUGCUUGGUGAGGAGGGCUUUGCCGGUUGUCCCGCGCCAUGUGCGCUUCAAUACGACCGGGGGCUCGGUCCCUAGUAUUGUGCUUCGCGACUACCAAGAGGAGAGCAUUCAAUCUGUCUUGAAAUAUAUGGAUGAUGGGCAUCGACGCCUGGGAAUAUCGCUUGCAACAGGAUCUGGAAAGACGGUCAUUUUCACACAACUUAUCAGCCGAAUCCCUCCUCUCGAUGCGAAAGCCACCAAGACUAUGAUUAUUGUUCACCGGCGAGAACUCGUCGAGCAAGCCGCGAAGCACUGCCGCCUUGCCUAUCCAGAUAAAACCGUCGAGAUCGAAAUGGGCACAAAUGUUGCGACAGGAGCAGGAGAUAUCAUCAUCGCAUCAGUUCAAACACUCGCACGGGGCCGCAUCCACAAGUUCGACCCGAGUGCAUUCAAGCUCAUACUUGUAGAUGAGGCACAUCAUAUUGUUGCCAAGUCAUACCGCGAGGCGCUGGGACAUUUCGGGCUGAACGAGGCGUCUGCGAAUGGACCGGUCUUGGUGGGUGUUUCGGCUACAUUUUCACGAUUUGAUGGGCUGAAAUUGGGAGCUGCUAUUGAUCAUAUUGUCUAUCAUAAAGACUAUGUGGAUAUGAUUGGCGAGAAUUGGUUGGCGAAUGCGGUCUUCACGACUGUCAAGUCUGGGGCGAAUUUGUCCAAAGUCAAGAAAGAUAGUUUUGGGGACUUUGCCUUGGGAUCGCUCUCGGAGGCGGUUAAUACUACGACUACGAACGAUAUUACUGUUCGUGCUUGGAUGGCGAAUGCCGAGCAUAGAAAGUCGACGCUAGUGUUCUGUGUUGAUGUCGAGCAUGCGCGGCAGCUUACUGCGGCUUUUCGAGACCAUGGUGUCGAUGCUAGGUAUAUUACUGCUAGCACGGCAAAAGGUGCUCGUGCAGAGGAGCUGCGAGCCUUCAAGAAUCAAGAAUUCCCGGUGUUGCUGAACUGUGGUCUUUUCACAGAAGGCACAGAUAUCCCUAAUAUCGACUGCGUGCUCCUGGCCCGACCCACCAGGUCUCGAAACCUGCUUGUCCAAAUGAUCGGACGUGGUCUUCGGCUGUUCCCUGGGAAGAAGGACUGCCAUGUGAUUGACAUGGUUGCCUCGCUAGCAACUGGAGUUUUGUCAACACCGACAUUGUUCGGCUUAGACCCGGACGAGGUCUUGGAAAAUGCCAGCGUGGAAGAUAUGCAGAAGAACCGUGAGCAGAAAGACCAAUCGGAAUCCAGUUCCGAUGUUGGCGAACCAUAUGAUGGGUCAGAUAAUGAUCUGCAACUCCAAUUCACCACCUACGACAGUAUAUACGACCUCCUCGGAGACAUGCAAUCCGAACGACAUAUCAGAUCGUUCAGUCCGCACAGCUGGGUCCGGAUCGGCGAUGACAAAUAUAUACUCAACGAGACAUCCGGUUGGAUAACGAUUGAGAAACAAGGCGACACAUUCACAGCUCAUCAUGUCAUGAAGUUCAAAAGUUUGACCACUGAGGCGCCGCAAUUUACACGGCCGCGGCAGGUUGCCACUGCCGAGGAUUUGGAGACCAUCGUUCGGGCAGCGGAUACCUAUGCCAGUAGCAAGUUUGAUGAACAUUACAUUGCAUCUUGGAAACCUUGGCGACGAGCGGCUGCAACACCGGGACAAAUCAAGAUGCUCAACGGAGCUCGUAUUCGGGAAGGCAGAGUUAAGCCUGAGGAGUUGACUCGUGGCCAAGCGGCUGAUAUGAUUACCAAACUCAAGCAUGGGGGCAAGAAGCGCUUCAAGGACUUGGAAGUUCAGAAGCGGAAGAAGUUACGGCAAGUGGGUGAUAUGGCCGAGUUGCAGAGACGAGUAGAUGUGAAAGUUGGGCCUGUCGAUGCUUGA